CGCCGGGAGCCGCAGUCCGGGCGCCGCCAUUUCGCCGGCAGCGCGGGCACUGAGGGCAUGGAGAGCGGCUUCGGCUCCGACUUCGGCUCCGGGGGCGGCGGCGGGGGGAAGCUGGACCCGGGGCUCAUCAUGGAGCAGGUGAAGGUGCAGAUCGCCGUGGCCAACGCGCAGGAGCUCUUGCAGCGCAUGACGGACAAGUGCUUUCGGAAGUGCAUCGGGAAGCCCGGCGGCUCCCUGGACAACUCGGAGCAGAAGUGCAUCGCCAUGUGCAUGGACCGGUACAUGGACUCCUGGAACACGGUUUCCCGAGCCUACAAUUCCCGGCUGCAGCGGGAGAGAGCCAACAUGUGAUGAUGCGUUCCGGGCCAGGAGGGACCAUGUGGGGAAGGGACGAGCGGCCAGUCCAGGUGGUUGGGGGUGAAUCCUGCUGCCUUCCCAGCCCCUGCCGUGGCAGAGCAAUAAACCCUCGCUAAACCCUUUGCAUCCAUUGGCCUUUAUUAGCACCAGCCCCAGGAGCGAGUGAUUUUUUUUUUCCAGCCUUGAGAGCCACCAUGAGCUGCUUGAUUUACUUCUUGCCCUUCCCAACCGUCCAGACUGGCCAAGGCAUUAUAGCACUUGAUAAAUCCCUGCUGAAAGGGCUGCGAGAGGCAAGGAGCCUUCUGUGGAAAAGAGGGGCCAAGCCAAGCCAGCAACACAGUCCCUUUGCCCGGGAUUCCAGCAUGGACCCAGCCAUCAGGUAGUUACCCAGUCCUUUUUCAUCAGUAGAAAAGCUGCCAUAAUAUUCUCCACAUGCCACCUGGACUCUUUCUUCCCUUGUGUCUGUGUAUCUCUGUGUGGGGCUCACUUUGGGCUCAUAGGCUUUGACUCAGCACAGGCACAGUGUUGGGGACCGAGUUGCAGCACAGCUGGGGGGAUGGACAGGGUUGGGAAGUGGAUGGAUUAAUUUCUUUACAGAAUAAAGUACUUGGGUUCAUUUCUUUAUAGAAUAAAGUGUGUUGUGUUGCUGUGAUACUCUCUGACUUCUGGUUUGGCUCUGGCACAGACGUUCCAUCUUGGAGCCUACCUUCUAGGCAUCAUUUUUUUGAGGGAGGAGCAUGUCUGCAACAGAGAACGUGGGUCUGCUUUGGUGCUCAACUCUGUGUUACACACCUCUCCUGAAAAGCUGGGUUAAUGCUGUACAGUCAGCAGUGGGUACAGCAGCUGCAAGAGGAGAGUGUUGGAGAUUAAUGGUGCCUGUGUCUCUACAGAGAGGUUUUUUGAAAUCCCUCCUUUUGGAGGUCUGCAUUUUAUAAAAGAUUUCACUGUUUGCUGGGACAUGGAGGCAGAUGAAGGAUGUUGUCUCCAUACCUGCUGAGACAUUCAAAGGGAUAUGGCAGAACCUGAUUUCAUUUAAUCUCCCAAUGUGGUGGCUUCUAUAAAGGGACUAAAGUGUUCUUACACAAGGUGAAGUGAGGAGAUAAUUGGGUAUUUGAACUUACUGAAACUGGAGUUUCCCUUCCAGAUUGUCAGAAUGACUACUUGAAAAUAAAGUGCUUUCAGCCGUG
Messenger RNA from Chiroxiphia lanceolata (lance-tailed manakin), 1544 nucleotides. RefSeq names its product translocase of inner mitochondrial membrane 13 (gene TIMM13). Bases 58 to 351 code for a protein of 97 amino acids. Lineage: Eukaryota; Metazoa; Chordata; Aves; Passeriformes; Pipridae. The record is from RefSeq and is a predicted model, not a curated record. The transcript is spliced from 3 exons.